Molecule: messenger RNA, 771 nt
Organism: Vicia villosa (hairy vetch)
Lineage: Eukaryota; Viridiplantae; Streptophyta; Magnoliopsida; Fabales; Fabaceae
Exons: 5
Coding region: 1-771 (256 amino acids)
Source: RefSeq, a predicted model, not a curated record
AUGCCGGACAGAGAUCGCCUCACCGAGUCCUCUCCUGGUUGUGCCGUUACUCGAAAGAAAAAUAUCAAGGAAGCCCCUGCACAGAAGGGUUCUGGAGCUUCGAGGUGCACCAAGACAAGUGGGAGUGAUUCUAGCUCGAAACCUCCAGCGCCUUCGAAGCGAAAAAUUCCUCAGACAGCUGCUUCAGAUGACGAAGAUAAAUCUCCUCCUCGUACUAGACAAGCAAUAAAAAAAAGACAGAAAACUGCCACCCCUUUAACCAAAGAAAAGGGAUCUGGGACUUCGAAGCUUACUUCGUCAAGUGAUAACGUAUCUUCUGAUGAAUCACCCUUAAAGGUUGCUAGUACUGUCCCCAUUGUAGAGAGCCACAACUCAAGCCCAGAUAAUGAUGAUGUGGGCACAACUACUUCUGAUCUCAAAACCUUAAGUCUCAACCUUGAUCUUGACAAUCUUCAAGGUGCUUCUCGACACAAAUCUCAUGUGCUUUCUCCGGUUAUCAAAGACGCUCAGCCCCUUGCAACCAUCAUUCCAACUGUGCCUGCUGAAGAAAGUCAUUCAAAUGAUGAUUCUCCACCUACUCAUCAAGAUGAAAAUAUGGGGGAAAAUCCUCAAUGUUCAGAUAGUGAUAAUGCAGCCGGACAACCAACUGGCAGCGAAGAUACUAUAUCUGAGCAAGAUGCUGCAGAGGAAACUUCCAAUUUGCCCACACCCGGUCCUCACGAAACUUCGACCUUCGGGACUAUAGUUACUCCUGUAACUACUUCGAAGUAG